Messenger RNA from Striga hermonthica, 1050 nucleotides. The record is from the annotation of a GenBank genome assembly. NCBI's taxonomy places the organism in Eukaryota, Viridiplantae, Streptophyta, Magnoliopsida, Lamiales, Orobanchaceae.
AUGAGGAAGGCGAGGAUCCGUGAGGCUCAGUUAGCUCAGGCUGAGAUGGCUAAGAGAUUGGCACUGAUCGUUCCUUCGGUACCGAGUGGUCACCAGAGCGUAGAUGGUGUUGCUGCACGUUCUACCUGGUGGAGCACGCCGGUGACUCAGAGGUCCGCAAAUACCAUUCAAGGUUACCGUGUCGCUCUUGACCAGCUCAGAGUGGACCAGGAGUCUGGUGGUGUUGAAAUUCUCAAAAAGGACAUUCUUUAUAGCGAGGAGGAAUGUGGUCGAAGUUUGUUUGGCAAGGUUAUCAGAGACAGACGAGAUACUCUGCUAGGGAUUAAGCGGACAAUGAGCUCUAUUUGGAGGAUUAACCAGAGAAUGGAGGUUCGAGAAUUGGAGUCAAACUUUUUCCAAUUCAUAUUCAGUUCGGGAGAACACAAGAGGAAAGUGGGUGCAGGAGUGAAGAAUGUCUCAGUAUGCAAAGUUGGAGGGGAAACUGGUAGCUACAUUAAAUUGCUAGCUUCCAUUGAUAUUAAAGAGCCUAUUCCAAGAUGUACAUUUGUGAAGCUGGACAAUCAGAGAAUAAUGGUCUACAUCUGGUAUGAAAAACUGGUGAAUCUAUGCUACUAUUGUGGCCAUAUUGGGCAUGUGGAUAGAAAUUGCAGCAUGCGGUUGAGGGAUAUUAAGAGUAAAAAUCUUCAAGAGGGGCAAUAUGGGGAGUGGCUGAAAGUUGGGGAGAACAUAUAUGGGAGCAAGUACUCUUGUAAGAGUGACUUAGCACAGAAGGAGAGAGAGGAACCACUACCCACAUCCAAUAAUGAGUCAUAUGCCACUACUAGCACUGCAAGGCACCCUCACCCAACAGAGGUCCCAAAUGCCAGAAAUGGAGGGGACACUCCACUGAUGGACACCCCUAAGGAAGGUAGCUCUCCAAAAACUUUGGAUAUUGUGUCUUCUCCAGGCAAUGAGGAGGGGAAAGGGGAUUCAGUCGAGGAAUCAGAGGAAGUUAUGGAAGUUCAAAACACACUGCAAUCACAGAUGGUACUUUUUCAGAAACUUUUAUGA